CGAGCGAAAUGUCUCAUAAAUAUAGAGAAGAGAGACCAAUUGGUUGCUAAAGCGAGAUAUUACAUACCAGAAUACAACAACAGAACGUAUCAGUACUCUGUACACACAGUUUAGAGAAUUGUUUACGACAGAGAUAUGUGUAUAAGGAAGAAUAUUGGAGUUCAAUUUGAAGACAUGUACUGCACGUGUCCGGGGAAGUGUGAACAAAACAGCUUAGAUCGGGAGCGGUCCGACAGUGAUCCCUGUGUGCCAAUGGCCGGAAACACACGUCUUUCGGAGCAGUGUGCGUUUCGGGGUGGCUUCGAGGUACAUGUACCGUACAACUACUUAACAUAUCGUCGGGGAAAGCCGGGGAGUGGACUUUCGUGUAAUUCAGGCCCUGUAGAAGAUGUGAAAGACGUCUGUACAAAGACAUGUUCACGAUUUGUGCAGUAUUUUUCGGCCAUUGCCCUGGCCACAACCAUCUUGUACCUCAUAGCUGGGACAGGAAGCAAUGAAACAUCGAAACUUGUUACGUUUCUCCACAUUCUGAGCUUCGCCGCGCACUUCGGGGCCCAAUGUUGGGUGACAUUUAUUGCAGGAAUAACGAUGUUUUUCAAUCUCCCACGACUCAUGUUUGGGCGCGUUCAGUGCAGGCUGUUCCCCCUGUAUUUCGGGACGUGUUUAGGGCUGUCCUGCCUCACCUUUGUGACAUAUGCUAUGCGCUCUUUCCACGAAUCAAGGACAUCAGAAGAAACGCACAAGAUGUUCCUCCUCGGCGCUUGUAUAGCUUUGACAUUCCUCAAUAGCUUUUUCCUGGCUCCCGGCAUUGUGAACUCAAUGAUCCACAUGUUUGAAUUGGAGAAGGGCACGAAUGUCGCCUUGGCGGUCGGCUUUUGUGACCGGUCGGAACUCAAGAAACAGCCGGACUACGUGCAAUAUUACAAGCUCUUCAGAAUGUACCACAGCGUCUCAGGAGUGGCGAACAUAUUGACGAUGAUAUGCAAUGUGGUGUACGUGUACCAUCUGGCUUGUCUAUGUACAUUCUAGCGUCUAGAAAUAUACAACUGCUGGGAUUAAUCUUUUGUUGAAGAUCCAUGCACCUUUUCGCUCAACUCUCAUUAACAACAUGUGUUACGUUUAGAUAUCAACCCAUUGAUGUCAUGCUAAAUUCAAAUAUAAGUAAUGAGUUCACAAUUUGUAGCAUAUACCAUGUAUAAUGCGUAUUGAAGUGUAUAUAUAGCUAUAUAAGAAUUUUACUGUUUGAAUGUCUUCAGGGAUUCAAAUUUAAUUGUUUUACAAUUUAAAUACUUUUAAUACAUUUGUCUAUGCCUAUUGCAUGGAAUGCAAUUAUUUUUAAAUAAA
Messenger RNA from Mya arenaria, 1344 nucleotides. Its product is annotated as transmembrane protein 205-like. The transcript is spliced from 4 exons. The record is from RefSeq and is a predicted model, not a curated record. The coding region runs from base 136 to 1029 and encodes 297 amino acids. Lineage: Eukaryota; Metazoa; Mollusca; Bivalvia; Myida; Myidae.